AUGGAGGCUGUCAUUGGCACAUCAGACGAGUGCCACGCGAACUGCUCUGGGGCAGCCAAUGGCGAUGGGCGCAAGGUGCAAGGGUCGAAUGGCUGCUGCUGCCACACUGCAGGACUCAGCACCGAGGCUGAGGUCUGCAAUGAAACCAUCCAUGAGAGCGAUGCUGAGGAAUUUUAUUCACACGCAUUCUCGAAGUCUUGCCUGUUGGCUGGAAUCCCGCUGGAAUCUCCACUGCCGGCCCGCGCGUUCGGCGGUAAUGCACUGGAUCUUCGAUCCCAGGGCGCUUACUGUCCAAUAUACAGCCUCGAUGUUCAGCCUCGUAUCAGCCAUCCUCUGCGGCUUCCACUGGCCAUGAUGUUUGCGUCUGCGUCUACAAUAUACGGGUUAACCCUGUCUGCAACGCUCUAUGCCUCAGCAGUGGACGCAUUGGCUUUCAGACGAUACGAUGGUAUCCAUCGCACGGCCAAGUCGCCCCAGAUUACACAGCCCGCCAUGCUAUUGCAGCGGAAAGAUGAUGUCUGCGGCGUUGGCAUGAAACUGUGCCCGGCAAACUUGGGUGGAAACUGUUGCCCAGAAAACUAUACUUGCGCAACAGAUAGCUGCUACUCGAAAACGACUACCACGAGCACCUCAUCUGUACCAUCGCACACAUACUCAUGCCCAACCAGCCAGUACCUCUGCCCAUCAUCUGUCGGCUAUGGGUGUUGCCCCAAUGGGAUGGGCUGUGGUGUUAGUCGAUGCCACUCUACUCAGCCAAUCACCACGACAGUGACGACGGCCAUUACGACUACAGCAAGCGGCACAAUAACCACAAUCACGACAACUACGACCAUCGUCAGGAGCUCAAGUGUCCCGACCAGCCUGGGCUCGUUGGAUGAUCGGACCAACGAUGGCGAUGGCACCCAAACAACCGGUUCGUCCGCCACUACUGUCCCAAAGUAUACGCCACCAGCGGAGACAGACGGAAGUAAUGGCCAAGAAAAUAGCAGUCUCUCCACCACACAGCUAGGGGGCAUCGUCGGAGGAGCUGUUGCACUUCUUGCGGUGGUGGUCGCAGCGGCUGCUGUUUUGAUUCGUCAUAUUGAUAGGUUAGCUAGCCAGAUGUCGCGAAAAUCCAAUUCAUCCAAAAGGAGCUCGGCAACAAAGCAGACGAGUGUGUCGGAUUCUGAAAGCGGGACUUCCCGAACAGAUUCUACUCACGAGUCAUUACGGCGUUCACGAGCUCGUCGAAUGCCUCGAUCCAGAUCCACAAUCCGCCGUAAUCGCCAACGGCGCAACGGCCUGAUCGCAACGAGGUCCGGCAACUUUGUGACUGAAACAACGUUGGGGAGGCAAGAUUCUGCAGACAUUGCCCUCGAAGUUUUGACUCGACCAGUCACCUGCGGCGGUGCGGUGGCAUCAGAUACGAGGCACGGCUAUGUCGUAUCACCCGCGCCCAUCAACGAUAUGUCGCCAAGGCUACUCAGUUCUCCAUCGCCUUUUAGCGAUACGGAACUCGAAGCAAGCUCGCCUGCACAAGAACUCGCCGGGACAUCGACGGCGUCUAGUCUAGCAGCAGAUCUUCUCAUACACUACCCGCAAGACAUUCCGCCGAGCGACCUCCCCAUGGUAGCCAUGAGGCCACCGCUUGCGUACCAAUGGAUGAGGAGCAUAGGGCUGCUCAGGCAGUCAGAGAACACUUCUCCUGACGAGUACUGCAUCGACGAUGAGGAGUGGCACGGAUUUUACGGAUCCCGAGACCAUAUGGCGGGUCGAACGGGACUUGGCAUCAGCUAUACAGCAAUUCGGGGAGGCGGACACCGACAGUAUAGAUAA
Molecule: messenger RNA, 1815 nt
Organism: Trichoderma aggressivum f. europaeum
Lineage: Eukaryota; Fungi; Ascomycota; Sordariomycetes; Hypocreales; Hypocreaceae
Exons: 2
Coding region: 1-1815 (604 amino acids)
Source: RefSeq, a predicted model, not a curated record